AUGGAACCAGAACAAUCAUGGGGUAUUUAUAUAAUUCCGCUGUCACUUUUGGGAGUUAGCUGUAACUGGCUGAUCGUUUUUGCAAUCUAUUCCAACAAAUCUUCAAGACACUCGUUCUCCCUGCUCACCGCUACUCAAGCAGCUGCCAACGGUCUCUUUUCAGUACUAUACCUACUUUACGUCUGUCCGAUGAUAGUUUUUGACUUGCAAGUUUUAAGAGACAAUUCUCAUCAUGUGGGAUACGUGUUGCUUAUCUGCUAUGACGUGAAUAUUCACAUCCAUGUGCUCUCGACAGUCAAUCGGUUUUGUGCUGUAUUCCUGCCAAUUAUGUACAACAAUGUUUUCAGCUGUCACUAUUUGGAGUUAUGUGUAAUUGGCUGUUACGAAGGUUUUCGUUAUGAAGAUAUUCGAAAAUGGAUCAAGUUAUUGUCAUCGCCUUCUGUCUCUAUAUUGUCUUAUCGAAUUGCAUCUGCUCAUCCAACAGAGAUAUCGGGAUUAAAGAUGCCGAUAGUAAACACAACAGAGUGUAUAAUUUGUUUUAAUGAAUACGAUUCGGAUUCACGAAAACCUUGCGUCGGAACAUGUGGUCACUCAAUUUGUGAGGAUUGUAAACAUCAGAUGGUCUCCACAAAAUGUCCGCAGUGCAACCGAGAAAAGGCUUUUGAAAUUACCAUCAUUAAUUAUCAAGUGUUGGAACUAAUUAACCAUUUCAAGAUCAUGGAAGCGGGCUGUUCAUCGUCAGGGCAAUCGUCAUUAGACGAUCUAAUAGAUCUCGACGAAGGAACUUGUAGCGAAUGUACAUUAAGGUCUCGACAUCUUCGUCUUUGUAUCACGUGUGCGAAAAACGCUGACCAAAUAUGCGAAGAAUUGGCUGAUAAAUUCAAGGGAACAAUUAACUCGCUUAAAAAAUACUUUGAGCACUUCAACCUAUUGCCCGCUACCGAAAGAAAAAUCGAAGCAAGAAUAGAAAAAGUCAAUGAUACUAUGUCAUUGGCGAGAGAUGCUCUGAAAAGACUGGACUUAUUGAAUAAGGAGUUUGAAGAAAGUGCAGAUGUAGUCAAAAAUAAUGCAAAAGCAGUCACAAAAGCUACUACCGUGUUUGUGAAUAUGGAUCCAGUUCUUGUCGCAGACCGAAAACAAAGUGCUCGCGAGCCACUUCUCGCUGGUCUCUUCAAAGACAACGUUUGGACGCCACUUGGACGAAUGCCGAACCCAAAAUCAAACUUUGCGGUGGCGAGUAACAAAUCACAAAUCUUUGUUGUCGGAGGAAUAUUUAACGGGUCCCGACUUCAAGAAGUCGAAUUGUAUGAUACGAAUACAAAGUCGAGAAAAAGUUGUGCUCCAAUGAAACGUGGCAGAGCUCGGGCAUCUGCCGGAUUUCAUAACAACAAAAUCUAUGUCGCUGGAGGAUACAAUAGCGAUUAUAUGGAUUCUGUCGAAGUUUUCGAUCCUGAUCAUGAAACUUGGGAAGAUGGACCGUCACUUCUGAGACCUCGUGCGGAUGGAGCUGUAGUUUCGUGUAAUGGAGCACUUUUUGUUCUCGGAGGGUUCAAUGGAAACGAUAAUGAAGAGGAGAUCGAACAACUGAUGGAACAGACGCAAAAAUUUGAAGUGAUUGGUGAAAUACGAGGGAGUCGAGCGGGAUUUGGUGCAUGCGAAUUUCGUGGAAGAAUAUAUAUUGCUGGGGGAUGGAAUGGCACAAGUGAUACGUUGAGAUCUGUCAGAAGUUACGAUCCAAUAACUAAUUCGUGGAGAGAGGAACCAUCAAUGAAUAGAGCCAGAAAGUAUUUCACACUUUGUGCAAGGGAAAACACGAUUUAUGCUAUCCGAGUGGGUCCAGAUGAUUCCAGUGAGAUCAACGAAAUUGAGAAGUUUGAUGUGGAAGGACAAAAGUGGAACCUCAUACCGCAUAACAAUCAAGACUCUAAAUAA
Caenorhabditis remanei is the source of this 1932-nucleotide messenger RNA. RefSeq lists its product as uncharacterized. Lineage: Eukaryota; Metazoa; Nematoda; Chromadorea; Rhabditida; Rhabditidae. The coding region runs from base 1 to 1932 and encodes 643 amino acids. Gene Ontology annotation, molecular function: protein binding. The transcript has 11 exons. The record is from RefSeq and is a predicted model, not a curated record.